AUGGUUAAUGAUGAAUUAUCUUCGAAGCAAAAUGAUGAUGCAGCAGCAACGGAAAGAAAACCACAAUCAUCUUUCACGAGAAGAAUGCAGCAAAUGAACAUAUUAGACGGAUCCAUACGUCGACAAGCACGAAUGAUGGCUGGUACAGGAGUAGUUAAUAUGACUACAUGGUUAGCUACAUUGAAUAAACUUUUUGAUGAGCGACAGUAUUCACCAUCAGAACGCAUUAAUUUCACAUUACCGAUGUUAAAUAAGGAACAGACGACAUGGUACGAAGAAAACCAAGAUGAAAUUAAAGAUGAUUGGAAAUUCUUUUGUGAUCAUUUGGAGCAGACGGCGUUGAAACAACAAACCACCUGGUCAAACACUUCAUUACAUGAAACACCACCAUUAAACAAUAAUACCAUGAAUACACUUGAAGAAGUUAUUGAUAUGCAUUUUAAUAAAUACUCAGGUGAAGGUGAUGCAAAAGAAUGGUUACUGCAAACAAUGAACAAAUUUAAAACACAUGGUUUACGACGUGAAGAUCAAUUUGAAGCUAUACCUUUAUUACUUGAAGGAGAUGCUUAUGUAUGGUAUGCUGAAAACAGCGAAACAAUUUUCAAUUUUGAAGCAUUCAGCAAGUUAUUUCUCCGUCGAUUUAAAUUAACACCACCAUCACCAACUGGAACCGCCGACACCCUCACCCAAUUCUUUCUUGGUGAAAUCAAUACUGAAUAUCUUACACAUCGUCUGGAAUCCGAAGAAAAACGAGCCAACGAUCAAUUAUGGCUCUAUCAACAUUCAACACAAUGUUCGGCUGCUUUAGAAAUCUUCUUGGAGGAAAAUCCUAGUUAUUGGUGUUUUGUACCAACAAAAGUGGCUGCUCUGAGUUUGAGCAAUACACCUUCUCGAAAUUCACCAUCUCUUCGAACAAGCAAUGAAUCGUCAUUUACUUCAGUCGAUGAAUCUACACGAUUACGUGGCGAAGAAGAAAUUCGUUUUCUUCUGCGUAACAUACCAAAACCACCAUCAGGCUUCGUAUUCUCUGCUCAACAACGUCAACAACAAACACAAUUCUUUCAAUCAGCUAGAGAUCGUAUUGUACCGCGUGAUCUUCCCGAUCUUUACAAUGCAGAUAUUAUUGCCGUUUUACCAAGUCAUUCAUCUGAAUUAUUGUGUGCAUUGAUUGAAUCAUUAUUUAUCACACAUACGGAAUGCAAUUUAAAUCAAACGGGAGAUUUAGUAUAUGAACGAAAGAAUCCAAUUGAGGCUUCAACUAGUAUUUGGUGUGCUAAUCUUGCACGUCAUGUAUGGCCACAUUUUUAA
Molecule: messenger RNA, 1308 nt
Organism: Adineta ricciae
Lineage: Eukaryota; Metazoa; Rotifera; Eurotatoria; Adinetida; Adinetidae
Source: the annotation of a GenBank genome assembly